Messenger RNA from Solanum verrucosum, 745 nucleotides. RefSeq lists its product as uncharacterized. NCBI's taxonomy places the organism in Eukaryota, Viridiplantae, Streptophyta, Magnoliopsida, Solanales, Solanaceae. The coding region runs from base 84 to 728 and encodes 214 amino acids. The transcript has 3 exons. The record is from RefSeq and is a predicted model, not a curated record.
CACACAAUCUUUUAGUAAUCUUCUUUGUUUCUCUCUUGCCAUUCUAAACAUAGAGAAAAUCAUACACACCAUUCUCGUUAACAAUGUCAGCUUCAACAGCUCUGAAUCUUGCUUCAUUUUGCACUUCUGUAGUGAAUUCUCCUACCCAUUUUACUCAUAAACCUUCUCUCCUUUUACAUGGUACCCAGUUUUCCCAAUCACCCAACAACACUCUUUUCAAGAACUGCAGCUGGAAAUUAAGUAGAACCACUAAGAGGGCUGUUGCUGCUGUUGAUUCCUCUGAUCCUGCUGAAAAGCAAGAGACAGAAAGGAAGAAGUACCAUUUUCUUGUUGCAAAUGCCAAAUUUAUGCUGGACGAAGAGGAGCAUUUCCAGGAGCAAAUGUUUGAACGUCGUCGCCUCUAUGAAGAGCGCAGCAUGGAACCAGAUUUCUGGCUUGUAGUUGAGCCAAAGUUCUUGGACAAGUUCCCUAAUAUCACCAAGAGACUGAAGAGACCCGCUGUAGCACUUGUUUCAACGAAUGGCCCAUGGAUCACGUUCAUGAAAUUGAGGCUAGACAGGGUUUUACAAGAGAGCUACGAGGCUGACAGUGUAGAAGAAGCUUUGGCAUGUACUCCUGUUAGUAUUGAAUUUGAAAAACCGGAAAAAUGGACAGCACCAUACCCAAAGUAUGAAUCCGGGUGGUGGGACUCAUUCUUGCCCCCUGGAUCUCAGACGUCAAAGCUAUGAUUAGCAGACGUCUUAUG